Messenger RNA from Zea mays, 1633 nucleotides. Its product is annotated as lichenase-2. Lineage: Eukaryota; Viridiplantae; Streptophyta; Magnoliopsida; Poales; Poaceae. Gene Ontology annotation, biological process: carbohydrate metabolic process. Gene Ontology annotation, molecular function: hydrolase activity, hydrolyzing O-glycosyl compounds. The transcript has 2 exons. The record is from RefSeq and is a predicted model, not a curated record. The coding region runs from base 236 to 1243 and encodes 335 amino acids.
UAUAAGCGGCCUCCUGCCACCACUUGUUUCGCCAAGGAAACACAGUCCAGCACAAGUCAAGAGAUAGAGAGAGAGAGAACUAAAGCUAGAGUCUCUUAGCUUGUUGGAGGAGAGACGUGUUAGCAACUUAGCAUAUAUAGCCACGAAAGCGCUACUAGGUGCUGGCCGGCUUUCUGCUCGCUUAUAACUUGCUUGUCAGCCUUCAAGACAACAAAGAAACAGGUUGAGAGAGAGAAUGCCAAGGCAAGGUGUAGGCUCCAUGUUCGCCAUGUCAUUGCUCCUCGGCGUCUUUGCAUCCAUUCCACAAAGUGUUGAGGCCAUCGGGGUGUGCUACGGCAUGAGCGCCAACGACCUGCCGGCGGCGAGCACGGUGGUGAGCAUGUACAAGGCGAACGGCAUCUCGGCGAUGCGGCUGUACGCGCCCGACCAGGGUGUGCUGCAGGCCGUGGGCGGCACGGACAUCAGCGUCACCGUGGGCACCCCCAACGACGCGCUGUCCAACAUCGCGGCCAGCCCCGCGGCGGCCGCGUCCUGGGUCCGCAACAACAUCCAGGCGUACCCCUCCGUCUCCUUCCGCCACGUGUGCGUGGGCAACGAGGUGGCCGGCGGCGCGGCGCGGAACCUGGCGCCGGCCAUGGAGAACGUGCACGCGGCGCUGGCGGCGGCCGGGCUGGGCCACAUCAAGGUGACGACGUCGGUGUCGCAGGCCAUCCUUGGCGUGUACAGCCCGCCGUCCGCUGCGCAGUUCACCGUCGAGGCGCAGGGGUACAUGGGCCCCGUGCUCAAGUUCCUGGCCCGCACCGGCUCGCCGCUGAUGGCCAACAUCUACCCGUACCUGGCCUGGGCCUACAACCCGAGCGCCAUGGACAUGAGCUACGCGAUCUUCACCUCCUCGGGCACCGUGGUGCAGGACGGCGCCUACGGGUACCAGAACCUGUUCGACACCACCGUGGACGCCUUCUACCUCGCCAUGGCCAGCAACGGCGGCGGCUCCGGCGUGCCGCUGGUGGUGUCGGAGACCGGGUGGCCGUCUGGCGGCGGCGUGCAGGCGACGCCGGCGAACGCGAGGGUGUACAACCAGUACCUGAUCAACCAUGUCGGGCGCGGGACGCCGCGCCACCCGGGCGGCAUCGAGACGUACCUCUUCUCCAUGUUCAACGAGAACCAGAAGGAGAGCGGCGUGGAGCAGAACUGGGGGCUCUUCUACCCCAACAUGCACCACGUCUACCCCAUCAGCUUCUGAUCAACCGAUCCGCCUGGCGUCUCCACGCACGGGGCUCCGAUCGAUCGAGCUGCUUGUUUCGUACAUAUGUCCGUGCGUUUGUAAGUAUCAAGUAUUAUGCGCGUAGCAUGUAGUGUGUAUGGUUUGUGGGCUUGAUUUGCGACCGCUGGGAGUACCCAAUCAAUGCGACCCCCAGAUGCGUACGCCGGGGUAUCUCUUGUAUGCUAAUGCUAUACACAUUUGAAAGGGAUUGGAGACGCGCUCGUACCGUAUAGUAUAUAGAUACAUACGCUACGUCGUCGUCCGUUGAUGAUCUUCCUUCGCAGUAGUAUAAAGAGAGAGGUUGAUGAUGGACAAGAUACAGAUGUACAUUAUCACGCACCGUAUAAAUAUACGGUUUCAUUAGUUUGA